Molecule: messenger RNA, 2411 nt
Organism: Microtus ochrogaster (prairie vole)
Lineage: Eukaryota; Metazoa; Chordata; Mammalia; Rodentia; Cricetidae
Product: von Willebrand factor A domain-containing protein 5A-like
Source: RefSeq, a predicted model, not a curated record
CCAUGGAGCAGUACUGUGGUUUAAUCACUGGCAACAAGGAGUCAGUGCCACUGAAGAGCAUCUCAGUAACCCUGUCCAUCAAUGACUUUGUGGCUAGUGUCUCUGCAACCUUAAAUUAUGAGAAUGAGGAGAAAGUCCCCCUGGAGGCAAUCUUUGUGUUCCCCAUGGAUGAAGACUCUGCUGUGUACAGCUUUGAAGCCUUGGUGGAUGGGAAGAAAAUUGUGGCUGAAUUGCAGGAAAAGAUGGAGGCCCAUAGCAUCUAUGAGGAUGCCUUCUCCCAGGGCUACCAAGCUUACUUAUUGGAAGAGGAUGACUACUCCAGGGAUGUCUUUUCUUGCAAUGUGGGGAACCUCCAGCCUGGGGCCAAAGUGGCAGUGACCCUGAGGUAUGUGCAGGAGCUGCCUCUGGAGACAGAUGGGGCCCUGCGCUAUGUGCUCCCAGCCAUCUUGAAUCCAAGAUACCAGCUCUCUGAACAGUCAGCAAAGAGUUGCUUGAAUAUAAAGACUCCCAUGGUCCCUUUGGAGGACCUUCCCUACACACUCAGCAUGGUUGCUACCAUCACUUCCCAGCAUGGCAUUGAGAGGGUCCAGUCCAACUGCUCCUUGAGUCCUUUGCAGUACCUGGCUGAUGACAAGACAUCUGUUCAGGUUUCCUUGGCUGAAGGACACAAGUUUGACCGGGAUGUGGAACUCCUGAUUUACUACAAUGAAGUGCACAGCCCCAGUGUAGCUGUAGAGAUGGGGAUGCAGGACAUGAAGCCAGAUAGUUUAAUGGGAGCUCCUUCUGCAAUGGUGAGCUUUUAUCCAGAUGUCCCAGAAGUGGAGGCCACAAAGGCCUGUGGAGAAUUCGUGUUCCUCAUGGACCGCUCUGGAAGUAUGGAAUCCCCGAUGAACAACCAGAUAGAUUCUCAGUUACGUAUAGAAGCUGCCAAGGAAACUCUGUUGCUGUUGCUGAAGAGUUUACCUAUGGGUUGUUAUUUUAACAUCUACGGAUUUGGAUCUUCCUUUGAAAAAAUCUUUCCGGAGAGUGUGAAGUACACCCAGGAAACAAUGGAAGAGGCAGUGGAAAGAGUUAAGGACCUAGAAGCAGACUUAGGGGGAACUGAAAUCUUGAAACCACUACGCAAGAUUUACAAGGCACCCUCUAUUCCUGGCCAUCCGUUACAACUGUUUGUCUUCACUGAUGGGGAAGUUAGUGACACAUUUACUGUCAUUAAUGAAGUUCUGUUUAACAGCAAAAAGCACAGAUGCUUCUCAUUUGGUAUUGGAGAAGGAGCCUCCACCAGUUUAAUCAAAGGCAUUGCCCGGGUAACAGGGGGCACCGCAGAGUUUAUCAUAGGCAAGGACAGGAUGCAAACCAAGGCUCUUGGGUCUCUGAAAUUAGCUCUGAAUAGUUCAGUGGAUGACAUUUCUCUGAGCUGGGAUUUGCCUCCUUGUCUGUCAGCUUGCAUACUUUCUCCAAAGCAGACUGCCAUUUGUAGGGGUCAGAGGUUAAUCAUCUAUGCCCAACUAACUGGGACUAUGCCUCAAGAAGAGAGCUCAGGAGAAGUGUGCUUCAAGUAUACCUUCAAGGGUAGGAGUCUUGAAAACAGGGUGACAUUUUCCUUACAACCCAAGACAAAUGCCAGCUUCACUAUUCAUCGGUUGGCUGCAAAGUCGUUGAUCCAGACCAAGGACUUGGGCUUCCAUGAGACUUCAGAAAGAGCGAAAAAGGAUGUGGCAAGCAUCAGCAUUCAGUCUGGAGUCCUCAGCUCCUUCACAGCUUUCCUCGCCAUAAACAAGGAGCUCAGCCAGCCAGUACGGGGGCCGGUCACUCAAAGGGAGAUUCCAAGGCCUGUCAUGUCUACAUCACAUCGUUCAUAUAAAGUUAAGCUUUGUGGCAGGAAAGGCUCAGUCAGGAGAAUGUUACAGCAAUGUGCAGCAGCUGAUCUUAAACUUGGUGAACCCGAAUUUUCAAGUCCUAGGAAGAAAAACACAGAAUCCUUGAGCGUGACAGAAAAGUCAUAUUCUUCCACCAAGAAAAAUGAGGAUAAAGUUUCUCACAAAGGUUUUAGAGAGAAUCUUCUUAUGCAACUGAUUUCACGCCAAAAAGGAAAUGGGUCCUGGGAACUGGAUGAGGAUCUGGCCAAGAUCCUGCGCACUAACUUGGAAGACAUCAUGACUGCAAACCCUGUCAAGGAUGGGGACCCCUCAACCUGGGCCACAGUACUGGCUGUACUCUGGCUGCAUGCCAACAGCGAGGACUUGAAGUGUGAGUGGGAGCUUCUGGAAAGGAAGGCUGUGGCCUGGCUUCAUGACCAUGCAGGUUCCUCCAUCCCCAUGCUCUUGCACGCUGGCAGUAAUCUCCUGAAGUUACCUGUGACCCCAGCCAUCUUUGGCUUCUGAGGAUGCCAUCCAUGAUCAAGAGUGUUU